CAGACAACCCCAGGUUACUUCAGGACGAACACACAACACUUGCCACCGUACCGUGCUUUAAUUGUCAGCGAGAAAGGAUCAAGGAGUGUGUAGUGCAAAACCCCCAAAUCCUUCACCUCCAUUUACGUGUUAUCGAGUGCCACUGAGCUGUUCGAAAUAGUUUAUUGGUGCGCCCCAGUUUACGAAAGUGAAGUGCAAACGACAGCCAGCCCGAGCCACGUAUUAACUUUCCAUCAUGUCUCUGUACGGUAGCAAUUGUUGUGGUUGUUUGUCCUGUUAAGGGGACUUUUUGGCAUAGUUUUACGUAUCUUGCUAACGGCGUGAUGGCAUCAACAGAGGCAGUUACAGUGCAGAAUAGGCCCAACCUCAUACGGGCUCGACAACAGCGGCGAAACAAGAACAUGAAGCCUCCAAGCAGCGGCGCUACUAAACUGGGCAGCAGAACAGCAGCAGCGACAGCAACGACAUCGCUAGCAGCAGCAGCAGCAGCAGCAGCAACAGUAUCCACCAUCCACCGCCACCAGCGGACAUCCGAGUUAGUAGUGCCGAACGCGCGAGCCGCACCGGCCACAGCAGCACCGAUCGCCAUCGUCGUGCGGGUGGAGGAGCAGCAACAGCAGAAGUACCAUCCGGCCACGCUGGAACCGUACCAUCAGCAGCACCGCUACCACCCUUAUUAUCGGCCCUUCCACCAACGGAAGCGACCCAUUCCGUUCCGUUUAUCCGCGUCAGUAGUAGCACUCUAGCAGGUCUCUUGGCCGGUGCUAAAUCAAGUCAAAAAGACACACAAAGAGACCGAACAGUGUGCUACCACGCGCGCGCGUGUGUGUUAUUAGUGUGCGCGCAGAAAUCGUGUGUACGCCUAGUAGUGUAACCAAGUUUUGUAGUAACUUUGUUUGGCCUGCUCGAAGCCCAAGGUCACGGGCACGCGGAAACGGGCGGCCGCUCCUCCGAUACUAAAUGCAGCGAUCGUACCCGCAAAAAGGAUCCCGCGUGUAAGGCUGGCGACGCUGAUCGCUAGCGUCGUGCCGUAACUGGCACAAAGCGUCACCGGGACCAGAGCGUGUUGAGAGGAGAUUAGCAUCGUUGGAUCGAUUUACUCGCCGGAUCACGCGCCGACCGUGUGUGUGUGCGGAUUACGUCCUUUUUUCACGCUACCGUGCGCAUCUGUCUGUUGCUCUCUCUCUCUCUCUCUAUCUCUCUGUGCUGCGUGUCAUCCUCUUCCCCCUCGCCAGUGGCAAAAGUGUGUCGACAAAAAAUUGCGUCUCGCGAUCGUGGCUCUCGCGAAAUAUCUCCCACUUCCCUCGUACCCCACGUCUCACGAGUCCGUUGAUCAACUAUAGUAACCGGCCUAAGCGCAUCGUUUGGUAUUUACUAAACAAACUCAAAAGAAGGGGAAGCAAGGGAGAGAGACACAAGAAAGAAUCCACGGCGGCCGAGAUGGAUGGCAGAGAACGAAUGGCGCCGGCCGCCAACAACCACCAACAGCCGGACGUGUGGGUAUUCGGCUACGGAUCGCUCUGCUGGUAUCCGGGCUUCGAGUAUUCGGACUGCAUUACCGGCUACAUCCGUGGGUAUGUGCGGCGGUUUUGGCAGGCCAACGUAACCCACCGCGGUACCAAGGAACAGCCUGGUCGCGUGGCAACUUUGAUCGAAGACAAAGAGGGUAUCACUUGGGGAUGCGCAUUUAAGGUGACGGGGCAGGAUGCGUUGGAAUAUCUCGGCCAACGGGAAUGCACACUCGGUGGAUACGCCACGAAGUAUAUCAAAUUCUAUCCCCGUAUUGCUAGCGAACAAUCGGGCAUCAGCGGGGAAGCGUUCGCAACGCUCGUCUACAUCGCUACACCAAAGAACGAGUACUGGAUCGGGGAGGAACCGUUGCUCGUAACGGCUCGGCAGAUUGUCGAAUCCCGCGGUCCAAGCGGUCACAAUGUGGAGUAUCUUAUCCGAUUGGCGAUGUUCAUGCGGGACGAGCUGCCCGGUGCAUCUGAUGAGCAUUUGUUCGAGCUGGAAAGUCUCGUGCGGCGGUUCGUGGCCGAGGCGGACCUGAACGUGGAUCAGCUGCUGAUGAUGGGCAACACACCGUUGCGCCGGAUCCGCCGUGAUACCCACGAGGAGGUGCGCCGUCACGUUACCUUCGAAUACACCUCACGCGUACCCGACACGAAACUGCGUUGCUUGCACAUUUAGGAUUACUCACCCCGCUUCCAGUCGGCAAUUGACAUUCUAUCCCCAGAACACAGCGCGUGCCAAACGGCCAAAGCAUCUUAAUUCAUUUCUUAACUAUAAGGCUUAAAGCAACUUCAGCAGUAGAAACAGCAACAGCAUCCUCCAUAUGACAAACAAAUGUUUUAUGUUUUAUGUUUUAAUGAAAUAUAAAGUCUUAUCGAUUUA
Messenger RNA from Anopheles darlingi, 2394 nucleotides. RefSeq names its product glutathione-specific gamma-glutamylcyclotransferase 1. The transcript has 4 exons. Gene Ontology annotation, cellular component: cytoplasm. Lineage: Eukaryota; Metazoa; Arthropoda; Insecta; Diptera; Culicidae. Gene Ontology annotation, biological process: glutathione catabolic process. Bases 1441 to 2190 code for a protein of 249 amino acids. The record is from RefSeq and is a predicted model, not a curated record. Gene Ontology annotation, molecular function: glutathione specific gamma-glutamylcyclotransferase activity; gamma-glutamylcyclotransferase activity.